AUGGGAAAUGAGACUGAUCGUAUUUCACUUUUGGAGUUCAAAAGCAAGAUAGCCACGGAUCGGUAUGGAAUCUUAAGCUCAUGGAACGAUUCUGUCAACUUCUGCAAAUGGCAUGGGAUUACUUGUAGCUCAAAACACCAUAGAGUUGCGUCUCUAAAACUGCAAGGGAUGAGCUUAUCAGGCACCAUAUCUCCAUAUAUAGGGAACCUCACCUUCUUAAGGUUCCUCAACCUUGCUGACAACAGAUUUUAUGGGGAAAUCCCCCAAGAAGUUGGCCGUCUGUUUCGUCUAAGACUUCUUAACCUGUCGGACAACACAUUGAGAGGAGAAAUUCCAAUCAACAUCAGCUUUUGUUCAGAGCUCAGGAUUAUGAGUUUGGCCUUUAAUAGCUUAGUGGGGAAAAUUCCUGCGGAGCUAGGCUCUUUAAAGAAGCUUGUUACACUUUUCCUCAGUUCAAACAACCUCACUGGAAAGAUCCCACAUUCUAAUCAAUUGCAAGGGAAGCUCCCAGCAAAUAUAGGGCUUACUCUUCCUAACCUGCAAAUUUUUGAAAUCGGCAUGAACCAAUUCCAUGGCAGUAUUCCAGUUUCGUGGACGAAUGCUUCUGUGCAACUUGAAAUAUUUGACAUUUAUGCCAACAGUUUCACAGGACAAGUACCAAGAAAGGGAGUAAAGAAUCCAGCAUCCAAUCGUUUUAUUUUGGAAAAGCUCCUUCGAAUUUCAUACAAAGAGCUUCUCCAAGCAACUCAGGGAUUCUCUUCAGACAAUUUGAUUGGACAAGGUAGUUUUGGCUCUGUAUAUAGAGGAAGUCUUGAUCUCCAAGGUGAAAGGAUAGUUGCUGUGAAAGUACUCGACCUUCAACAACAAGGAGCUUCCAAGAGCUUCAUUGCUGAGUGCAGAGCAUUGCGACACAUCAGACAUCGAAAUCUAGUGAAGAUUUUGACAUAUUGCUCUAGCAUUGAUUUUAAAGGCAACGACUUCAAAGCUCUGGUUCUUGAUUUUAUGGCGAAUGGAAGUUUGGAAAUGUGGUUGCAUCCGAAAGAAGAUGGUAUUAGUCAGUCAAGGAAUUUAAACUUUCUUCAAAGGCUUCAUGUUGCCAUUGAUUUGUCAUCUGCAAUGCAUUACCUUCAUGACCUUUGUGAAACACCAAUCAUUCACUGCGACCUAAAGCCAAACAAUAUUCUGCUCGACAGUGACAUGACUGCUCAUGUUGGUGAUUUCGGAUUAGCAAGGCUCCUUUCCAAAACCGCAGAUAAUUCUUCUCAAGGCCAAACGAGCUCCAUUGGGAUAAAGGGAACAAUCGGCUAUAUGCCUCCAGAAUAUGGAAUAGGUAGCGAGGCAACAACAUAUGGGGAUGUGUAUAGCUUUGGAAUAAUUUUGUUGGAGAUUUUUACAGGACGGAGACCAACUGAUGAAGUGUUCACAGAUGGUUUGAAUCUCCACAACUUUGUUAGCUCUAAGCUACCAGGGCAAGUGAUGCAACUUCUGGAUUCCAAGCUUAUUGCAACAGGAGACGUUAGAGCAGAAGAAAUUGUUGAAGACAACGAAAGUGAUGAUGGUCAAAAUGAAAUCCAAGAAAAUAAUGUCAAUAUUGAAAAUUUGAAAUUACAGGGAAGCAAUGUGCAAAAAUGUGUUGUAUCAGUCCUCAAAAUAGGACUAGCAUGCUCAGCAGAACUACCAGGAGAUCGAAUGAAUAUGAGCGAUGUCACGAGAAAACUUAACAUAAUCACAGAGGCUUUUGCUCGUGCGAGGACUCGUUAAGAUCAACGAAUUAUAAACCAC
Messenger RNA from Hevea brasiliensis (rubber tree), 1782 nucleotides. Its product is annotated as putative receptor-like protein kinase At3g47110. The record is from RefSeq and is a predicted model, not a curated record. Lineage: Eukaryota; Viridiplantae; Streptophyta; Magnoliopsida; Malpighiales; Euphorbiaceae. Gene Ontology annotation, biological process: protein phosphorylation. The transcript has 5 exons. Gene Ontology annotation, molecular function: protein binding; ATP binding; protein kinase activity. Bases 1 to 1761 code for a protein of 586 amino acids.